Molecule: messenger RNA, 2047 nt
Organism: Biomphalaria glabrata
Lineage: Eukaryota; Metazoa; Mollusca; Gastropoda; Planorbidae
Product: beta-1,3-glucan-binding protein-like
Exons: 13
Coding region: 74-1438 (454 amino acids)
Biological process (GO): carbohydrate metabolic process
Molecular function (GO): hydrolase activity, hydrolyzing O-glycosyl compounds
Source: RefSeq, a predicted model, not a curated record
GAAAGGAAAAAAAAAGUAAUCAGCAACAGCGUUAAGGAGAACUUUCCCUAUAGAUAAGAGAGGUCAAUACAAGAUGAUGGAAUCACGACAAGUAGUUGGGAAAUUUUCAGGUCUCAUGGGCUGGCAUAAUUUACUUAUCGCCUUGGUGAUUGCAGUGUGUGCUGCCUCCAAACUGGAACUAAGUUUUGUUCCACCCGUUCUGACCUUCACCUUACCAGUGGACGACCAGGAAAUAAGUCAAGUUGAAAUUAUGUUUAAACUCAAUAAUGAAUUUUAUCAGUUGAGUCAAGCCAGCCCAUCAAGUGGAGGGUGGCAGUUCAAAACCAGUGCUAUCAAACUGGAACCUACGGAUGUGAUCCAUGCCUACACCACAACCUACGGUCAGGAUGGUAAACUAAAAGAGAUAACGGAGCAGAAACAGUUCACAUUAAAUUCCCUGAGUGCAGUAGAGAUGCCGUCACCAAGACGUAUUAGCGCCGUUGUCUUUCGCGAUGAUUUCAACAGUUUCGACAAAAGUCAAUGGAACUUUGAAGUUUCCAUGUAUGGAGGAUAUAAUGGAGAGUUUCAAGUCUACACCAACGACCCCAAAAAUGUCUUUGUAAGAGAUGGACAACUGCAUAUACACCCUAUGCCAACAGUUGAUGAUCCAAGAUUUGAUGAGAACUGUCUGUAUCAUGGUCACAUGGAUAUGAACGCAUUGUUUGGUAUGUGCACUAUCUCUGACCUCGACGGAUGUGUCAGAGAUGGAAACAACGGUAUCCUACCACCUGUCAUGUCUGGCAAGGUCCUGAGUGUACCUACUAUCAAAUUUGGCACUGUAGAAGUUCGCGCCAAAAUCCCUAGAGGGGACUGGUUAUGGCCAGCUAUCUGGAUGAUGCCAGUAACUGAAGUGUAUGGAACUUGGCCAAGGUCUGGAGAGAUAGACAUCAUGGAAUCCUGGGGUAACAUUGGUGAUAUUGGCGUUAAGACGGUGACCAGCACACUUCACUGGGGACCAUCAGCUGACCAGAACAGAGCGAGUACCACUCACGGAGAACGGAAGUCCAGUAACUGGCACAACGACUUCCAUGUUUGGAGACUAGAGUGGACACAGGAGCACAUUUUGACGUUUGUAGACAACCAGCAGAUCAUGUCAGUUACUCCCCCUGACGGUGGAUUUUGGCAAAAGGGAGGCUUUUCAGGCUACAAUUUAUGGGCGUCCGGUAGCAAGAUGGCUCCAUUUGAUUUAGAUUUCUACAUAAUGUUUAACGUGGCUGUGGGCGGCACCAAAGGAUUUUUCCCGGAUGGAAAUCACUACGACGGCGUAACUAAACCAUGGAACAACAACUCCCCUCGAGCUAUGGAAGAGUUUUGGAGAGCUCACGGAGCCUGGGGGCCUACUUGGCAGGGCGACAACUCUGAUCUGAUCAUAGAUUACGUAGAAUUUAAGAGUUUAUAAUGAAAUACAGACAUACUACAGAAUAAGUAUUCUCAAUGUUAUAUUAAAACCAAGCCCCAAAGACAGUAGGGGGUUUAGAUGUCAUUGAAUAUUUUAAAUUUUUUGUAUCGUUUCUGAUGUUCUGAUAUGACCUAAUAGUAAGAUAAUAAUAAUAAGGCUUGUCUUAUCUUAUGCAGUAUUUCCCGUGGCUACGUCGCUCCAACUGCGACCUACAUGCUUUGUCACACCCAGUGCAGACAUAACCAUUGUCCGCCGGUACUAAGAUAAUCCGCAACAAACAAACCGCAUGUGGUCACCUCUUGGAUAAAAACAUUGCCAAGAAAGCUAUACAAAUUUUAAGUAUAAAAAUACAGCCUCUUCUACACAAUCUUAACUUUUUACCAUUACAAAGAAGAAGAUAGAAGAUUUCGUUCCUUAGAUUGAUAAAUCAAUAAAUAAGAUUGAACUUUCUGUUGUAAAUUUUUAUUUGAUGUUCAGAGAAACUUGAGAAAGAAUGCAUAUUUGGUGUGCUAUCGUAUUAAUUGUUGGCUCUAAUAAUGUAUUGUAAUGUGUAAUUCACGAUUGUAAAACAGAGUUCCUUACGGAUAAUAAAGAUUAUUAUUACUAUUA